AUGAAUGGGAUUCAGUUAAUUCAUAUUUAUAAAAAGAUUCAGAAUAAACUGGGGCUGUUUGUAGAUUUUAAUCCUGAGGAGAUGCUGCUGGGUGCAGAGGAAGGUGGCGAUGAUGGGGACCUAGAAGCGGAGCUGGCAGCUAUCACUGGAGUGAAGGCGACAGAAGGGAAGACAAAAACAAAAGGGAAAACUCCUCUGCCCAUGGAUCAUAUUGAAAAGAUGGCAGCAGAGUGUAUGAAGGACCUGAAUGAAGAUGAUGAAGAAACAGAGGAUGAUGACUUGGAGAAAGAUACAGACCUGUUGGCAGAAUUGCAAGAAGUUCUUGGGGAGGAAGGUGAGAUGGCAAGCUGUGAGGAUGAAGCAAUUGCAAUGGACUCAUCCACAGUUCAGCCAGAAAAUGAGCAGCCUGAAAUGCAGUCACAGACCCCCUCACUUCCUGCUGUUACCAGCGAACUGCAGCAGACAAUAGAAUGUAGAAUUGCUAACUAUAGGACGGCAAUUUCUAAUGCAAAGGAGUCGGGCGAGAGUGCUAAAACACGCCGAUAUGAAAGAGGCCUUAAGACACUGGAAACAAUGCUGGCUGCAGUGAAGAAAGGCAAAAAAGUCAGUGAGGAAGAAAUUCCACCUCCUGUUGCAACAGGGAAGAGUGCUUCUCAGGUACCUCAACCCACAGGAGCUGAACUAGAAAACUUAGGUGAUUCAGCCAGUGUCCCAGAAGAGAAGGGAGUGGAGUCUGCUGCAGAGCAUGAGCAGAAACCCUCGCAUGAUGCAGAGCAGCAUCUGGAGCUGGAGUCUCUACAGAGUCAUGCUGCUUCGAGUUCUACUGUGGAAACAGAUCUUCAGAGCAGCAGCACACGGGUACUACUACUUAUGAGGCAGAAGGAGUAUAAAGUAGCAGCUCUCAAAGCCAAGCAACGAGGGGACCUGGAGAAAGCAAAGGAGUAUAUGAAGACAGGCAAGAAAUUUAAUGUGGUCCUAGAAGCUUUGGACAGUGGGGAGCCAAUAGACCUCCAGAAUUUGCCACCAUCUCCCCAAGAUCUUGAAAACGUACAAGCUACAUCUAAGCAGAGGAUACGAACUCCUAUGGGAAGUUCCCAGGAUCUUACAACACCCGGACCUCAGACCGAGGACAGUUCAGCUUACCUGCAGCCAAAAACAGUGCUGGAAGCAUUGCAACAAAGGCUUGAGAAGUACAAGUCAGCAGCAGCCCAGGCUAAAGCAAGUGGAGAUGAUCGGAAAGGCAGGAUGCACGAGAGGAUAGCCAAGCAAUACCAAGAUGCUAUAAGAGCCCAUAAAGCAGGGAGAAAAGUGGAUUUUUCUGAGCUACCUGUUCCUCCUGGAUUUCCCCCUAUUCCUGGUGUUGCAACAACGGAUGGUAACAGCACAAUAGCUGCCGUUUUGGAAAGUGCCAGCCAGCUGGCAAACAUGGAGGAGAACGAGGAAGAAGAGGAGAAUGAAUCUCUGACACAGGCCCCAGUUGCCAAGAAGCCUGCUCAGCUGCCUGGAAAGUCAACACAAGUUGUUAAGCCCUUUACAGUGCCAUCUGCUGCAGCCGAGGAGGAAAGCUCUCCUGAGCAUGUGAAAAAAUCCCCAACACCUUCCAUCCCAGACAAGGCAGUGUCAGAGGAUCAUCUCCCUUCAUCUGCUAGAGAACAGCUGGACUUUCUGGAGAACAGAAAGAAGCAAUACAUGAAGGCAGCCGUCAAAGCAAAGAAGGCAAACAACCUUGAGCAGGCUAAAAUAUAUCUCAGAAUAGCGAAGAGCUUUGACCCAAAGAUUGAGCAAGCAAAAUGUGGCAAACCUGUUGAUAUUUCCAAGCUGCCAUCACCCCCUACAGAUGAUGAGGGUGAUUUUAUCUUCAUUCACCAUGAAGACAUCAGGCUGUCCCAGAAAGCAGAUGAAGUAUACACCCAACUCAUAAAACUGCUGAAGGACCAAUAUGAGAGGUGCCUGCAGUAUUCCAAGCAGUUCAUGCAUCUGGGAAAUGUGACAGAAACGAGUCGGUUUGAAAAACUGGCACAAGGUUGUAAAAAGGACAUGGACAUCCUACAGCUUGCACGAGCACAAGGAAUGGAUCCUCCAAGCCAUCACUUCGAGGAAAGAACCUUUAAAAUGAUAAGGAUAUUUUCUGAGCUCAACAGCACAGAAAUGCACCUUCUUAUUGUGAGGGGAAUAAACUUACCAGCUCCUCCAGGUGUGACCCCGAGCGAUUUGGAUGCAUUUGUGAAGUUUGAAUUUCAGUACCCGAAUGUGGAGCAAGCUCAGAAGAGCAAAACAGCUGUAAUUAAAAAUACCAAUUCUCCAGAGUAUAACCAGUUAUUCAAGCUGAACAUCAACCGAAAUCAUAGAGGUUUCCGACGAGUGAUUCAGACCAAAGGAAUUAAAUUUGAAAUAUUUCAUAAAGGGUCCUUUUUCAGAAGUGACAAGCAGGUGGGGACAGCGCACUUGAAACUGGACAAGCUGGAGUCAGAAUGUGAAGUCAGAGAGAUCAUCGAGAUUUUUGAUGGCAGAAAGCCGACUGGAGGGAAACUGGAGGUGAAAGUGAGACUCAGGGAGCCCCUCAGUGGUCAAGAUCUUCAGACAAUUACAGAAAACUGGCUGGUCCUUGAACAUUAGUUCCUGUCUGAGGAACAUAAUGGAUGCAGGAUGAAUAUUGUACGCAGAAAGAAGCUGCUAGCUGCAAGCACCAAAGAUGUUAAAUGAAUGCACUACUGAACCUAAUGUCUAUUUUGGUAACAGCCAUAGUGCUUAUUAAUAACUUUCUAAGGCAAAUGUAAGGCUCGGGAAGUUUGCUACUGCAGGGGAAUGUUACUAGUCUACACAAAAUAGAACUGCCUUAAUGUGGGACUAUUAACGUAGCAGCAGGGUGAAUGUUACAUGGACUAUGCACAGUGGAGUGUGAAAGG
This is a messenger RNA of Tinamus guttatus (white-throated tinamou), 2906 nucleotides long. Lineage: Eukaryota; Metazoa; Chordata; Aves; Tinamiformes; Tinamidae. The record is from RefSeq and is a predicted model, not a curated record.